Molecule: messenger RNA, 3654 nt
Organism: Rhinolophus ferrumequinum (greater horseshoe bat)
Lineage: Eukaryota; Metazoa; Chordata; Mammalia; Chiroptera; Rhinolophidae
Gene: CCNB3
Product: cyclin B3
Exons: 12
Coding region: 170-3520 (1116 amino acids)
Biological process (GO): mitotic cell cycle phase transition; regulation of cyclin-dependent protein serine/threonine kinase activity
Cellular component (GO): cyclin-dependent protein kinase holoenzyme complex; nucleus; centrosome
Molecular function (GO): cyclin-dependent protein serine/threonine kinase regulator activity
Source: RefSeq, a predicted model, not a curated record
GGACGGAGCACAGGCCAGGUCGAGACCAACACGGGUCGCUACAGCACGGAGCUUCAUUUCGUUUCCAGGGGCUUCUCCUGGUCUAGGAGUGUGUCCAUGGUCUUUCCUGUUCCGCCCUUAAUCUCGGUGUGAGCUCUGCCUUGGAUAGACUCUGCUGAAUCUGUAAGAGAUGCCGCUGCCACUACCACCCCGAGGCUCCAAACGUGAAGCAAAGAAAUCUCGGUCCAGCAAAAUUGUACCCAGUGAUCAUGGCCAAUCGGAAAAGAGAGGAGAGAACUACCGAGCAAAGAUAUCUCCGUCUUCACCUCAGGGACCACUCAAAAAGAGAUCGGCUCUGGAAGAUGUCACCAAUGCUUCUCAAAGUCAACCUGCACAGCUCAAGAAGGAAGCCAACAAGGAGUCUGUGAAAGAUGUUUCCAAGAAGAUAAACAGGAACACACCUACUCUUCGAUUGGCUGAAAACGAUGAGAUGAAUACGAAAAAGUAUACACUGGAACACUCACCCGUAGCAGUUUCUACCACCAUGGUAACAAACACAGUGGAGAAACCGCUCCUCUUGGAGAUGACGACCAUCUCCCAAACGCCCACUACUGAGGAGGCAUCUCUUUUCAAAAAUCCAUUAGUUUUAAAAGAGGAACCCACUAAUAGGGACGCAGUCCUCACCAAGACGUCUUUAUCUUUAAAGAAGCACACAAAUCAGGGGGAAGCGUCCCUGUUGGAGAAGCCACCAUCCUGGCAGAAGGAGACUGACAGUGAUUAUGAGUUUGCUGUAGAGCCAAUGACGUUUGUAAAAAAGCAUGAAACUGAGAAGGCAGCCAUCACAAAGAGGACAUCGUCCUUAAAGAAGAUGUGCACAUAUCAGGGGAAGCAGUCCUGCUAUGGGGAGGAGGUGGCCUUGCAGGACAUUAACGCUGAAGAGCAUUCCUCGAUGGAGCCGAUGAACUUUAUGAAGAAGCCUAAAACUGAGGAGGUAAUGCUCCCUACGAGGCUGUUAACUUUAAAGAAGAAGUGUGCCACUCAGGGGAAGAUGUUCCAUAAGAAGAAGCCACUAAUAUUGCAGAAGACCACCUCUGGAGAAAAGUGGCUUAUGAAGGAGCAAUUGUCCUUUAAUAAGAAGCCUACCACUGAAGAGUCCCUUUUCCAAGAGCCAUCUCUGUUACAAGAGAAGCAUACCACUCAGGGGAAGGUGGCUCUCUUGAAAAAGCCAUGGGCAUUGCAGGAGAAUAUUCACAGUAAAGAUGAAUUUGUUAUGGAGCCAGUUUCUUUUAGGAUGAAACAUACCACAGAUGAGGCAGCCUCCACCAAGGAGACAUUAUCUUUAAAGAAGAACAAGCCCACCAUUCCAAUAAUGACGUCCACCUGCCCAGAACUGGUUGACUUGCAGAAUACAGUUGGCAAAGGGAAUGAUUCCUUAUUUAUGGAGCCAGUGUCAUUUAGGAAGAAGUCUUCAACUGAGGGGGCAAUCGUUACCAAGACACCGUUCUCUUUAAAGAAGAAGAGAAAAACUCAGAGGAAGAUGACCCUCUUAAACAAGCCGCUAGUCUUAGAGAAGAGCACCUCUGAAGAGGAGUCAAUCUUUAAGAAGCCGUUGCCCUGCAAAAAAAAGCCUUCAACUGAUGAGGAAUUCCUCUUCCAGUUUCCGUCUGUAUUGAAAGAGAAGCACAGCACUCUGCAAGAGGUAUCCCUCUCAGAGAAGCCAUCAGCUUUGCAGGAAAAGACCACCACUGAAGAAGAAUCAGAUAUUCAGGAACCACUGGAGGAAAAGCGUACCACUGAGGGCGAGUUACUCUCUCAGGAGCCAUUUUCAUUGCACGUUAAACCUACCAACAAAUAUGGGCCCCUUUUCGGGAAGAGUUUGAACGUGCAGAAGACUGAUGCCAAAGAAGACUCCUUAAAGAUGCUGUUGGCUUUGCAGAAGAAAAGCACCACUGAAGAGAAAUCCCUUUUCAAGAAACCACUUAUUCUGAAGAAGAAACUCUCCACUGAGGCAACAACAAGCAUAGAGAGCCAAUUAUCUCAAAAGAAGCCCACUGCUCAAGGGGAGGCGUUCUUCUCGAGGAAGCAGUUGGUCUUCCAAGAGAACAUCACCAAUGAAGAGCAGUCUCUUCUUAAACAGCCCCUGGCCUUGCAGGAGAAGCCUGGCAGUGAGAAGGAGGCCAUCCUGAAGGAGCCCUUGGCCUUGCAGGAGAAGCCCACAAUUGAGGAGGAGGCCAUCCUGAAGGAGCUCUUGACCUUGCAGGAGAAGCCCAGCAGUGAGAAGGAGGCCAUCCUGGAGGAGCUCUUGGCCUUGCAGGAGAAUUCCAGCAGUGAGGAGGCGGCCCUCUUCAAGGAGCCAUUAGCCUUUCAGGGGCAGCCUACCAUCAGUGAGGCAUGCCAUUUCAAGGAGAUACUUCCCUUGAAUGGGAAACCCACCACGGGGCAGGAGUUGUCCUUUGAGAAGCCAGUGGCCUUGCAAGAGAAUCCUACCUACACAGAAGACACCUUUCCUAAAGAUUUCUUCAUCCCCCAAGUUAAGACCAGCCCACACGUGUCCAGCACUGUCACUGAAUCCACAACAGGCAUGUCCAGUACUUCCACCAUGUCCAGUAUGAGCAAGUUUAGUACCACAAGCAAUUCCAGUGCUUGUGAAUCCAGUUCCAAUAAACCCUUCUCACCGUGGGACAAGAGAUCACAGAACGAGCAGAUAGCCCCACUGGAGGAUAUUGAGAAGGACCACAAUUAUCAAUUUUUCAACUCAGUAUAUGCCAAGGAUAUCUUCACUUACAUGAAGCAGAGAGAGGAAAAGUUCAUACUUAAAAAAUACAUGAACAGGCAGACUGACAUCAACAGUGACAUGAGGGCCAUUCUUGUGGACUGGUUGGUGGAGGUGCAGAUGACCUUUGAGGUGAGUCACGAGACCCUCUACUUGGCAGUGAAGCUGGUGGAUCACUACCUUAUGGAGGUAAUAUGCAAGAGGGACAAGCUACAACUCAUUGGUUCCACUGCUUUUCUGAUUGCAGCAAAAUUUGAGGAGCCUUACCCACCUUGUGUGGAUGACUUCCUGUAUAUCUGUGAUGACAUUUAUCAGCGAAAGGAGAUGCUCGCCGUUGAAAUUAGCAUCCUGCAAACCCUCAAUUUCGAUAUCAACAUUCCUGUAGCCUAUCAUUUUCUGCGCAGAUAUGCUGUGUGUCUCCGUGCCGACAUGAACAUACUGACCCUGUCCCGCUUCGUCUGCGAGAUGACCCUGCAGGAAUACGACUAUAUCCAUGAGAGGGCUUCCAAGCUAGCUGCUGGCUGCUUUCUCUUGGCCCUCUACAUGAAGAAGCUCGGACACUGGGCUCCCACCCUGGAGUGUUACAGUGGCUACAAGACCUCUGAUCUUCACCCCUUGGUUAAGCAGCUGAACAACAUGCUGACUUCACGUUCUUCCGAUAAGCUCAAGACUGUGCAUUCCAAGUAUUCUCACCAGGUCUUCUUUGAAGUCACCAAAAUCCCCCCCUUGGACGUGUUGGAGCUGGAGGAGAUUAUGAACUCCUGCUAAUUCUGAGAGUGAGGGCCUGGACCUCUGGCAGCAGUCACCAAGGCCCGGCGUGCGUUUAAAUAGGCUGUAUUUAUUCUGUCCUUGAAUUUGUCUUUUUAUCACUUUUCUUCAUUUUUAGUCUUUGUUUGACUUUU